CUUGAGACUGAGCGUGCCAGUAACAGUUUGAUUAGCAAAUGAGGUCUCACUGAGUGAUUUGAUGAAGGGUGCAGAAGUGACCCAUGGGACAAGAUUUGUAUUGGUUUCGGAAACAUGAUCCCAGCUGUGAAAAAAAGAAGCACAGAGAUAGACAUGACAAAGCAAAAAUGGCACAAACACAGUGACUCAGAGCAGCUCGGUGAGCCACCUCAACCUGUGCCUGGACCUUCCUGGGCUCCUGGCCUGGCUGAGGCCUUGAGGCACCAGCAGCUCCUGGUGCUCCAGUGCACAUGCAGACCCCAGGCUGCUAUUCCUCCUGGAGUGGCCAUUCCUUCCAGGAUGGCUGUUCCUCCUGGAGUGGUCAUUCCUCCUACUUCACAUUUGGUGCUGGCUCCAGGACCACCCAGCUGUCUCCCAGACACGUAGCCAAGGUAGAGACCUGGGCUUUAGUUUAAGCCCUUGACAAAACCUCAUAAGUAAGGUGCUUCUGAAAAACCCAGCCUUGUAAACCCUGCCUCUCUGGUGGUCUGACUGGGAAACCUAGAUUUCCAGCUCUGACACUUGUCAGAAUUUUUGUUAUUCAGCUGAGUGCACGUGGACCAAGAACAGUUUAUGAGGCACCUCUUACCGUAUUUGCAGAGACAGCGGAAUGUCCCCAGAGAGAGAGCAAAAGCAUAAAAAAGGGGAAGCCGUGGUGCAAUGGAUCAGUCGGUCGCUCGUUGGUCCUGGGGACGCAGCUGGGAUGAUGGCCACUUGCCUGCUCCUCUCCAGCCUCUGGGCCCUCACCUCAGCAGGCUCUGUGCAGGUGAUGCACAAAAAGGUGCAGUCGGUCCAGGCAGGCGGAAAUAUUACUUUCUCAUGCCAGUCAGUCACGAACGAAGACAUAAUACAAGUGACCUGGCAGAAGGAAAUGGAUGGGGCUGAAGACAACAUAGCAACUUACAGUACAAUGAAUGGCCAAAAGAUAGCAAAGAGCUACUAUGGCCAUGUGAGCUUUGCCCACAGCGACCUGCAAGCCUCAGCCAUCUCCCUUCACCGAGUCACCCUGCAAGAUGAAGGAUGCUACAAGUGCAUCUUCAACACCUUUCCCUCGGGAGCUGUCACUGGCAGGAUGUGCCUCAAGGUUUACGCCAUCUCAGACCCCAAAGUGGAAGCCAAGCUUAUACCCAGUCCUGACAAAGGUGAAGUCUCUGAGGUAGUGGUGGGGAUGAGCUGCUCAGCAACAGGGAAGCCAGCUCCAAAAAUCACCUGGCACCUUCCCAGCACCCUACUGCAGAAACCAAAGGAGUACCACAUCCACCUCAGCAACCAGACCAUCACUGUCAUCAGCAACUUCACCCAUGCCCACUCCAAAAUCCUCAAGGACUACCCCAUUGCCUGUGUGAUCCAGCACCCGUCUCUAAAUGUGACCCUGUCCCUGCCCAUGGACAGUCUGACACAAGGUCAGGACAGUAUCAUGGCACCAACCAUGGCCAUUGUUGUGGGGGUGCUGGUCUCUCUGAUGUUCCUUCUCCUCUUCGUGUUGCUCCUUUGCUGCUGCCUGAGACACCUUCAUGAUCCAGAGAGAAACCCAGCCUGGCCUUGCUGGGUCCUUGCUGUAUGUGCCAAGGAGAGAGCAUGUGGACAGUACAUGUUUACUGGCAAGCAGGCUACAGCUGCAGUGCCCAACACGUGAGCUCCUGCAUGCCCUACACGUGGACAUCUUGGACUGUCAUGUAGACCUGCUGUGACAUCACACCAAAGGAAAUAGAGGGGGGAAAAAAGAACAUUUUAUAAUACAUAUUUAUUUUCUUAGAUAAUUUCAUUCCGUUUUGUAGAAGAAAAGCUGUGAAUUAUUUAUUUAAGACUCUAAGACUGUUGGCUGUGUGGGUCUGUAAUGCAACUUGUGGUUGGCAUUUUCUAUGCUGUAUUUAUUCUUUUCCCAUAUUUCAACAUCCCAGGCUCCAAGCAGAUUGAGGGUUUUCUGAGGCAGUGUGGUAUUUUGUGGAGCAGUGAUUUAGGAGAUUCUGCUUCGGGUAGAGGGAAGCAGCAAGUGUGUGGAAUUUCUGACAUUACUGAGAGCUGCCAGGAACCUUCUCCCCAGCGGGCAUGGGAGAUGGAGCAUGUCUGCAGCUGGAUCAGACUUGUAACCCUGGCGGCAGACUCCAAGCCAUCAGACACCAGGAAGUUACCACCCUUUCCUAGAAAGUUAUUUAAAGGCAAAGAGAAGUUUCCUUCUCCUUCAAUGGUUUCCACAGCCAAUUUUUCAUUUAAUCUAACACAGUUGCCUCCUGUUUCCACAUAAUCACACCUGCCUGGGGGGAAGAGGUGAAGAGGUGGGGGAAUUUAAGGAGUGUUUGGAAGAGUAUUGGGCAGAGCAGCCCUCCCUUUACUCCUGUCCUCCUGGCUCCAUGCAGCAAGUGUAUGCUAUCUGGUUUUCCCUUGCACAUCUAAUUCAUGUGUACUUCCCGGAUGAAGCAGGUUGUGUGGAGGCCGAAAAGCUGAGUCAAGUGAAAUGAAAGAGAGUGGGUGAGCUGAGAAUGAAUAAACCCACUUCUUGUCAUAAAAAGCUUUUAUAGAAUCCCUAAUGCUUAGUAAUAGUGAUCUGAUGAUUGCAAGGAAAGGGGAACCAGCUACAUACCAGCAACUCUUGCAAUUGGGAAUUUUUCUCUUGAGCCCCGUAACUGUCAAAGAAGGAAACCUGAUUUUUUCCAAACUUCCCCACAACUGCAAUUUAAGUUUCCUCCACACCUGUAUGGGAAGGGGCAAGGGAGUGAAGCAGACCUUCCAAUGGAGUAUUUUGUAUCCAAUGGGUUGCAUGCAAAGGAACACUGCUCCAGGGUUCUUGGGCUGUGUCAUGUCAGAUCUCUCUGCUCAAUAGGGUCCACACUUGGCCUUCGGGUGUUUGGUUGUUUUUUUCUAAGAAUUGUUAAGGUUGUUUUUAAGAGAAGAUACUACAAAUAUUUGGACUACUGGGCUUUUCUUUCUUUCUUUCUUUCUUUCUUUCUUUCUUUCUUUCUUUCUUUCUUUCUUUCUUUCUUUCUUUCUU
Molecule: messenger RNA, 3028 nt
Organism: Phasianus colchicus (ring-necked pheasant)
Lineage: Eukaryota; Metazoa; Chordata; Aves; Galliformes; Phasianidae
Product: nectin-3-like
Biological process (GO): regulation of immune response; negative regulation of macrophage activation; heterotypic cell-cell adhesion
Cellular component (GO): axon; cell surface; neuronal cell body
Molecular function (GO): cell-cell adhesion mediator activity
Source: RefSeq, a predicted model, not a curated record